AUGGCAGGAAUGGAGUACACCUUGUGUAUCUGCUCAGACCUCCCUGGAAUGGCGCGGACAUUUGGGCGGCUUAUCGGCACUAGCCUUUUUUCUAAAGUUGUGUUGUGCUCAUCCGAUCCCUCCGUGGAAUUUAAGGAAGUGAAGGAGACCGCUGAGAAAAUUGUUUUACUUGUGCUUGGUCCACUUGGCCACGAUGGUAUAAAGCUUCUUUGUGAUGAUUACCGCAAACCACGUGAAGAGAGACGCAUAGGGUGGGUCCACAGCGUCUCGGCAGGGGUGGAUUGGUACCGGUUAAAUGAACUAACCACAGAACUUGAAGGUAUCCCUUUCACGAACGGUCGGGGUUGCUUCUCCUCCAUCCUGGCGGAGCACGUGAUAUACGCCAUGCUGUACUUCAGCCGCCAGACGUGGCGCCUGCAGGCGAGCCGCGCGGAGCACAAGUGGGACCCAUUCAACAUGGUGGAGCUGCGCGGGCUGAAGAUGGGUAUUAUUGGCUACGGCGACAUCGGACAUGCCACCGCCAAGCUGGCCACCGCGUUCGGGAUGGACGUGACGGGCGUGAAGCGCUCCGCCCCCGCGAAGGACGUGGACGAGUACGGCGUGCGUCUGGUGCACGGUGAGGCGGAGCUGAAGCGCGUGCUCAGCGAGUCGGACUUCGUGGUCAACGUUCUGCCGGGCACGGAUGAGACAAAGGAGUUCUUCAACAAGGAGCGCUUUGCCAUGAUGAAGCCGGAGGGGUAUUACAUCAACAUUGGCCGUGGCAUCACACAGAAUGAGAACGACCUCGCAGCGGCGCUGCGGAACGGUACCAUCCGCGGUGCUGCCGUGGAUGUGUUCCAGAAGGAGCCGCUGGGCCCUGAGUCCCCGCUGUGGGACAUCAGCGACGACAAAAUUCUUCUCUCGUUUCAUAGCGCCUUCAUGGUAAAUGGCGUAGAAAGGAGAAUAGUGGAUUGCUUUGUACGCCGCGCGGAAGAAUUUGGUACCUCUGCUUUUGAUUCCAAUCAAGUGAGGUUGGAGUAA
Molecule: messenger RNA, 1020 nt
Organism: Trypanosoma grayi
Lineage: Eukaryota; Euglenozoa; Kinetoplastea; Trypanosomatida; Trypanosomatidae
Product: putative D-isomer specific 2-hydroxyacid dehydrogenase-protein
Exons: 1
Coding region: 1-1020 (339 amino acids)
Molecular function (GO): NAD binding
Source: RefSeq, a predicted model, not a curated record